AGCAGUUAUCACAGAGACAGACCAGCAAAAAGCACUUGAACCACCUUCUCAGAGCAGAUUUUACCAGGACGAUCUCACUUCAGUUGUGAAUCUGACUCAGCCAUGAAGUUCAUCACACUUAUCUUUCUCAUCGUCAUCACAUGUUUGUGCAUGACCUUCUCACAGGGUUCCUAUGAGGACUGCUGUCUGAAGUAUGUGACGAAGUUAAGGCCCUCAAUGCAUAAAAUGGCCCGGAGCUACCGGAUACAGAAGCUGGAUGGUGGCUGCAACAUCCCUGCUAUUGUGUUUUCCAUGAAGCGGGGGAAGAUGUUCUGUGCUGACCCAAAGGCAGCAUGGGCGCAGAAGCUGAUGAAGCUGAUCAACAGGCACAACAAGAAGGCCAUCAAAGGGUGAAGGAGAGACUAUCCAACAGACAACAGGAGAGAGACAGAAGCGGAGAGAGCGAGACAGGGCGAAAGAGCAACGAUGCUUUCAGCUCCACUCUUUACACCUUCACAAUUUUUCACUGCAAUCGGACACUCCUACAUGAUGGGCUGUCUAAAUGGGAUCCCUCUCGCCCCUGGCUCUUCACUGCUUAGCUCACACCUAGCCUUCGUAAAUGCAGCUGAGACGCAAAAACAGUUCAGUCGACUUUUCUCAAAAUGUAUUUUUUGCACAUUAAAAUGCACUGACACUAGUCUACACUCAUAGGCGGGCACAGAUGGGGAUGAGGUGGUGCUAAAGCUGAACAAACCUUUGAUUGGUAUUGAAUUCAUGUAACAAAAUGAUUUAUGACAAAUUAUUCAAAAGAAACACAACUGUUUUGUACUUGCACCUCAGCAGCUGGUUUGCUGUCACCUCCUGUUGGGUACAGACAAGAACAACAGCAACUUUAAUAGGGCACUGUCAUACACAUAACUUGUUUGUAUAUUGAUGCUGACAAGGAACCAGAGAGAGAGAGAGAGAGAGAGAGAGAGAGAGAGAGAGAGAGAGAGAGAGAGAGAGAGAGAGAGAGAGAGAGAGAGAGAGAGAGAGAGAGAGAGAGAGAGAGAGAGAGAGAGAGAAAGAAUGUGACAGAAAACGUAACUAAUCUAGUCAUUUUUCAACACUGUGUUAUCUUGUGUGUUACUGGCUAUAAAAUUCCCCCAGUGUCAGUGAGAGCAGUGUCUCACAAGACAGAUCAGGGAGGAUUCUCUUGUUCCCAAUCUGCAGACUCCUCUCCAUUCCUCUGCUCUCCACGGACACUGAUGACAUACGACAGGGAACACAACAAAAAUGUAUCUCAACAAGUUAACCAAGGGUGUUCUUUCACUUUUCAGUGUUCUGAGUGUAUACAACAGGUGCAAAUUAUUUCUAGCAAUCAGUAGUUUGGGGAAAUCAUGUUGUGGGUGAUUAAAAUAGCUUUUGAAGUGAUUUCAAUCAGAUCAGAUUUCAAUGCAUCGCGUGUUGUGUAUCCCAGCUUAUUAAUUAUCAUUCUUAAUAACUGAUAAUUCUAUGACAUUAUAAUUGAAGUCUGUCACAAAAUGCAGUGUAGAGAGACAACACUAAACCAACAAUAUGAAUGUUAUAUGCUGCUUUAAAUCAGCGGAGUGUGUUGGCAGGAUACCCUUAUCCUUUAUUAUUAUCCUCUAUAGGAAUGUGCUACAGCGAGUGCAGCUUUUGACAUAUUUAAAAGGUGAUGCCAAACUUUACUUUAUCCGUCGGAAGUUAAUUGUCAGGACAAAGGUCUCUGCAACCCUUGUCGUGUCUUAUUGAUUCACUGUAGGUACUGUUAGGUGUUAUCUUGUAUUUCCCACAGAAGUGUGUUGUAGAUAAGACUUUUUCACACAUUUUUUACCACUGUUUGUAAAAAAAUAAAUAAAACUUCAUACCGUUGA
Engraulis encrasicolus (European anchovy) is the source of this 1856-nucleotide messenger RNA. RefSeq names its product chemokine (C-C motif) ligand 25a (gene ccl25a). The record is from RefSeq and is a predicted model, not a curated record. Gene Ontology annotation, cellular component: extracellular region. Bases 103 to 393 code for a protein of 96 amino acids. The transcript has 5 exons. Gene Ontology annotation, biological process: immune response. Gene Ontology annotation, molecular function: chemokine activity. Lineage: Eukaryota; Metazoa; Chordata; Actinopteri; Clupeiformes; Engraulidae.